GCUGAUCGGCUGCCUGCAAUCCAACAUGGAGUAGAGAGAGAUGGGGCUCUAGCGGGGCCACCCCUCGGUAACAGCAGCGACAACGCGCUUUUUACGCACAACUGGAACCGGAGUCGUCGGUGAAAACAUGCGCCUUAGGACUUAAAAACGAAGCGUGUGUGCCUUUGUGUGUCCGUGUGUGUGCUUGUGCGUGCGUGUGUGUGUGUGUUUGGGAAGGAGGAGGAGGUGGUGGUGGAGGAGGAGAAGGAGGAGGAGGGGGGCAGCAGAGGAGAGGAGAAGCGCUGGAUUAGGCUACUAAAUUGUCUGUGUAGGCUACGUUACCAGCUGGAAGACGAUGGGGUAUUAAAGUUAGGAAAGAGGCAUUUGUGAUCCAAAGGCAAGUGGGUGGCUCUGGGAGGGAAAGUGUCGAAAGAAGACGGAGACACAGCCAGUCGAAGGCAGCGCACAGAGCCGACACUCGCACAAAGGCGCAGGAGGGAUUUAUGCGGAAUUGGAGACAGAAUCGGAGCAGCCGCGGUGAAAGAAUGACGAGCGAAAAGUAUGCAACCGCCGUGGUCCAAUACCUGAGGUGAAACGAGAAAAUGAUAGAAGAAACACACCCAAACGAUGACAGCUACAUCGUACGUGUGAAAGCGGUGGUGAUGACACGGGACGACUCGAGUGGCGGCUGGUUGGCCCAGGACGGGGGCGCUCUAAGCAGAGUGGGGGUGUGCCGCCUGCUGCCUCCAGAGCUGGCACCCACGCCGGCCACCAGCACCCACAGCAGCUCCCAGUUCCUUAUCCACGGCGAACGGCUGCGGGACAAACAGGUGAUCCUGGACUGUCCGCUGCGGAAGGACCUGGUCUACACCAUAGCUACUCCCACAUUUCACCACUGGAAAGUGGAAGACCGGAAGUGUGGUCUCUCCUUCCAGAGUCCAGCUGAUGCCCGGGCUUUUGACAGGGGAGUUCGGAAAGCCAUCGAGGACCUGGCUGAAGGCUCAACAACCUCCUCUACAGCACUCCAGACAGAAGGCGAGCUUGGCGACGACGACGUCUUUACUAACACCACAGACAGCUCAUCCAACUCCUCCCAGAAGUUGGAGAGCUCUCUGCAGCCGCUCGAGUCCUCACCACUUCCUCAGAGACAUAGGUGCAUGCUGGGACAUCGUCAUGACCUCCAUGACCCUUACCGCCUCACAGACCACUAUUUCCUGGACCAGCCUCUGUCUCGGCUGCCUCGUCAUGUCACCUUCCAAGAGGAUGAAGAAAUUGUUCGCAUCAACCCCCGGGAGCGCAGCUGGGAGCGAGCCACUGAGCGUCUCCACGGACAGCGCCCCUGGCUCACGGGCUAUGAGGACUACCGUCACGCCACUGUGCGUGACAAGUUCAUCCAAAUGGACGACUCUGAGUCCUACGUUGACUUCGCUAAGACGGAGGCGCAGAAACACGACUACACCUACCCUCUGGCCCCAGCCCUGUCACCCUCAGACUCUGACCCUGCCCUCGGACCCUUGCCUAAUAAGGGCCACAGUGGCUCUUAUCGCCAUGGCUUCUCCUCUGUGGUCUCCACGCAGCCACGCCCGUACCUACCUGGCUCACCUUCCAGCAACGGUGGAAAGGGAAGAAAGUCGGAAGGCAUGGAGCGUGCUCAGUGUGAGCACUGCGGUGAGGCCUUUUACCUCUCUGACAACAGGAGAGGUCGGUGCCAGGAUGCGCCAGACCCUGUGCGGGCGUGCAUUCGGCGGGUCAGCUGCAUGUGGCUCGCAGACACAAUGCUGUACCACUGCAUGUCUGAUCCAGAGGGGGACUACUCAGACCCGUGCUCCUGUGACGGGGGUGAGGGCAGCGUCGGGGGUCGGGUCGGCACACGCUGGCUAGCCCUAUCCGGUUUGUCGUUGGUGGCACCCUGCCUCUGCCUGUACCCCCCUCUUCAUGCUUGUCACAGGGCAGGGCUUGCGUGCGGCUGCUGCGGAGGCCGACACAAGGCGAUGAGUUGAGCCACCGCACUUGGAAACCUCUCGGAGGAAAACCUAACCCAACGCAAGCACAGGGAAAUGGAAGGACAGGGGAAAACAUGGUGGGGACAAGUGGUAAUGGCUGCUCGCUCUCUUGCCUUGGUUUCUCUGGGUUUCUCUACAAAUUCCAGACACUGAAAUAAGCCAAAAAAAAACAGUUGGUGCAUUUUCUGAACAGCCUGGGAAGAUAAGCUCCCCCUUACGGCAGACAGUUCUCUCAGCUCUUCACAUGGCCAUUUCAUGCUCUGUUUCUAAUGAGAGAGCUCUUUUUCAGGGGGCCUUUUUUAUAGCUGACCUAUAUGUCAUGUAUAACAUAUGCAGGUACUUUAUACUUUGUACACUGACUCGGCGUCAAAGAACUUGAAUUUUUUCUUUUUGUUGUUUUUUGUUCUCUCUUUUAAUGUAUGCGUGGCCAUUUUGUUUAUAUUCUAUUCCAAUACAUGGCCCGCUCAGCUCAACUCCAGCUAGAAGAAAAGUCAGACACUACACCUCUUCAUGUGCGUGUGUUGACUGUGUGUGUGUGACUGUGUGUAUGCGACUGUGUGGAUGGUAUAUGUGCAUGCCUACAAUGAGCGCUGAGGCCUUUGUCUGUUCUGCAUCUUAUGGUAAAGCUCAUGUAUAUAGUCUGCAUAGCUCUCCACCAACAUCUACUUUGUUCACUGAAAGAAAUGUGGUACUCAUCUUAAUCAUCUUCUAAUAUCCCAAAGAUUAAUGUUUUUAUCCUAUUUAUUUUCUCUCUGAAUUAUUCUACCAGCAAAGAGGUGCUGGGUACCAGUUAUGAUCACUCACUGAAUGAGACGGUGCCUCAACUCAUGCUAUGAAUCUCUAGCAUCUGUCUCACUGCUCCUGUCAUGGUUUUAAACAGUGCCUAAACUAUUAGACAAACCAGGAACCAAUCCAGUCUUAGAAUUCCAUUUUCUUGGCAUUCUUUACUUGUGUACACACGGUGUACUUCGGCCAAUCAGCGUGAGAUUUAAAGGCUCUGAUUUCCUCCUUUCUUAGCAGAACCUCAGUCUACAGUGAUCACUUUCAGGACUGAGCUCAACACAGAUAACAAUCAGAGAUCACAGUAAAUCAGUGCCUGUUAUGCCUUAAAAAGUGGAGAUGAGAUGCUCACACUCAUGCCUAACUCUCUCUGAAGAUGUCUGCUAUAACAAACAGUGAGCACAGUGAAGGCUCCAAGCAAUCAGCCUCAUUACACACUGUCGAAGCUUGUUGUAAACUAUUUUUGUAAUGAAGACAUUCGCAUCAAGUGUGUAAAGAAAAAAAAAAAAGAAAAAAAAAAAAAAGGACUCGAGUUGCCUGCGAUGUACAAUCAGUUUCCCUCUUUAAGUCCCGCCCUUCAGUAGAGCCAACCAAUCACAUACUGUACUCCGAAAAGACCCUCCUUAUGGUGUCCAAACAUCCCAAACUGCUUUGACCCACAUUGACGUCAGUUUUAAGUAUCAAGUCUCCCAAAAACUGUGGUAAAAAUAAAUAUAUAUAUUAUUAAGACGUCUCAGGUGUAAAAACUCAUCGCUCGUGAUUUUCUAUCUUCAUUUUGGCUGAUGGGGAGGUUAGAAAGCAAAAACUAGUCACUCCUUUUUCAUUUUUCUUACUUUUUUCUUUUUUUUUUUUUUAACAAGUUACAUUUAAAAAAAAAAAAAAACUAUAGUUGAAGUUGGCUGCUGUUAAGAUGUAGUGAAAGAAUAAAUAAAUAAAUUGACUGAUUAAAAAAAUAAAAUAAAUGUAGGUAUAAAACUUCUGACUUCUUUUCUUUACCAAAAACAUUUAAUUAGCAGUGAUUUACAACAUUAUAGAAUAAAUUAAACCAGUUUCAGUUAUUUAUAAGAUUAAGGCCCCAUGUCAUUUUAUAUAUGCCAAUAUUUUUUUUUACUGUGAAGUAUAAACACAGUCACGCUCAACUCAUCUUUUUGUGUUGUUUUGUCUUUUGCCCCUCAUGCCAAUUUAGGUACAUCAUCACACCCAAAAGCAGCUGAUACUUGACAUUAAUAGAAAAGUAUGUCCCUUCAGAAUAAUAAAAGGUCUGGCAAUGACCCAGUACAGACACUGGAGGAAAAAAAGCCUGUCUUACACAUCUGUGUUUAAGUGACACUGCAACCAGUCAAUCACAUCCUCCCUUUGAAAGCACAACACUAAACCAACGACCGCUUAGGCUCUUUUUGCUUUGUCUGAACCUGGUCGACGAGCGGCGUCAGGGAUGUGACUGUGAACACAAUAAGCUGGUUAAAAAUAAAGACCAACAUCUGUAGUGUCCCAUUGGAAAAGAACGUGCAAAAAAA
Molecule: messenger RNA, 4279 nt
Organism: Sphaeramia orbicularis (orbiculate cardinalfish)
Lineage: Eukaryota; Metazoa; Chordata; Actinopteri; Kurtiformes; Apogonidae
Product: sprouty-related, EVH1 domain-containing protein 2-like
Exons: 6
Coding region: 582-1979 (465 amino acids)
Biological process (GO): multicellular organism development; negative regulation of MAPK cascade
Cellular component (GO): membrane
Molecular function (GO): protein kinase binding
Source: RefSeq, a predicted model, not a curated record